CUGACAAAGGAGGGAGUGGGUAUGAUGAAAAACAAACAAUGUGAGAGCUACAUUCAGUGUUGAGCUCACACAGUCAACAACAACACGGAGGGAAUGAAACUCAUUAAGCAGCCUAAUUAGUUCAUUUCCCUCUUCAGAAAACAUGAAGAAAGCUACAUCUGCCAAAGAGCUGAAUGUGGUGAUUGUGGGAUCACAAGGCUCACAUAAAGAUCUGGUUGGAAACAUCAUCCUGGGAAGAAACGCGUUUGAUGCCGUAGAUGCAACAUUCGACUGUGAGAAGGGAGAGGGAGAAGUGUGUGAGCGAAGAGUCACGUUGGUCCAAACCCCUGGAUGGCUGCGAGGAUAUCAGCUGUGUGAUACAGCAGAACUUUUCAAGACAGAGACGAUUCUCAGCGUCACUCUGUGUCCACCUGGACUGCAUGGUUUCCUGCUGGUGAUUAAUGCUGAGCUUCCAUUCACAGAUGUCUACAAGAAGGCGACAAAGGAGCACUUGGAGUAUUGUUUUGGUGAGAAGGUGUGGGAUCACACUGUAGUGGUCUUCAGCCACAGAGGCGAUAUAGUCCAUGAAACCAUUGAGGAUUACAUCAGUAAAGAAGGGGCACCACUCCAGCCGCUGCUGGAGGCCUGUGGUAACAGGUAUCAUGUUCUCUGUGAUGAUGGGACAGACAAAAGCACGAACGUCAGACAGCUGUUUGAGAAGCUUGACACCAUGGUGGCAGAAAACAGUUGUUAUGAAGUUGAGAGCAGGCUGAUACAAACUGUUGAAGAGAGGAGGAAGGAAGUGGACAAAAAAGCUGAGGAGUUGCGUCUGCAGACACAAGAACAAAGGCAAAGGCUCAGAAGGCUCCUGAGUGAGCCAAAACCCAGCCUGAGAAUCUUGAUGGUCGGGUGGGUGUUUUCUGGGAAGAGUGCCGCUGGCAACAGGAUUUUAAGAAGUGAAGUGUUUCACACUGGUGAGAGAACGAUGAAAGCUUUAAAGCAAAGUGGCGAGGUGGCUGGAAGAGAGGUCAUGGUGGUGGACACUCCUGGAUGGUGGAAAUUCUUCCCAGCGUCAUUUAUCCCUGAAGUUGUUAAGUCUGAGAUUUUAGAAGGGGUGUCUCUGUGCUCGCCAUCACCAAAUGUCAUUCUGCUGGUGGUGCCGCCCGACACAUCAUUUACUGAUGAACAAAAAAGAGUCACAGAGGACAACAUGAAGCUACUUGGACAGAGAGUGUGGAGACAUGUAAUAGUGCUGUUCACAUCUGGGGACACUUUGGGAAACAAAUCUAUAGAGCAACACAUUGAAAGUGAAGGAAAGCCUCUCCGUGGGCUGAUUGAGAAAUGUGGAAAGAGGUAUCAUGUCCUUGACAACACGAGCGAAGCUGGUGAUCAGGUAACAGAGCUGCUGGAGAAGAUGGAGGAGAUGGUGGCAGGAAACUAUUCUUUGCACCUCAGUGAAACAGAUGAUCCACAACAAGAAGAGAAAAGUGAUGAACCAACUAAAAACAAAGAUGAGAACACAGCCAAAGAGAUCACAGAACAACUUAACAUCAAAUGGGAUCGCAAGAACUGGGAAGAACACUGUACGUUAAAAGGAGACGACAGUAUGGAUUUACCAAUGAACUUUAGUGAAGACAAGCAGAGGCUCAAAGAUUUCAAAGCAGAGGAAGAAGACAAACGACAAAGUGAAGAUGAUGCAGGAUCCGUCUCUCUGAACAUGAAGGAAUUGUUGGAGAGAGAGUGGAUCAGACGAGAGGCAUCAAUAGAACAUUACUACAAGUUCUUUGCAGGUAAGCGCCAUCUCUGAACCAGAUGCUGAUUAGCUGUGGAAAUCAAUUCUAUUGUGUCAGAAAACCUGCGCAACUUCAGGCUAUGAGUCAACCUCUGCCACUAGCGGGGAAGCAAAGGAAGGGAAUGCACGAGAAGAAGUACUUUAAUGUACAAACCAUCUGUUUGUAAUGUGAAAGAUAACUAAUUUAAUGCACUUUAUAUUCAAGCAUGUUUAGUAAAUUUAGCGCGUUCACAGUGAAAACCAUUCCUGUUUGAAACAUUGAUAUGUCCAUGUUGCACAAAGGAACUGGGAACAAGUAGGCAGAGUGUGGGUAUUUUUCUUUUCUUCUUUUAGUGCAGAUUAUUGUUACCUGGCCAGCACCUGCAAAUGAAUUAUAGUUGUGGUUGUGCCUGAUGAUUGCCUUGCUAAAGUGAAAGCAUCUAAUAAACUAGUACUAUGGCCUUGGUUUCCCACCUUGUUUAUUUGCGUUGGAGGUCAAAAGCAAGUGUAAUAUAAAAGGAUAAUAUAACCACAUUUUUAUUACCUGUACUAUUUUAUAAUAUACUGUUGUUGACCCCAGACAGUGAAUAAAUAUGGUCUGGGUGGAGAUGUAUGUAUAUUUGUAUAGUUAAAACUCCAGGAGCUGCCCUGUUGGCUGAAGCAAAUGGCGCCAAUGAACGAUGAUGAUAAUCUGAAAUACCUGUCAUACUGUACAUUUUUCUUCUGUCCCAGAACGAUUUUGUGACAGCAGUGAGAUCGACUGUACAGACAAACUGAUGUAAUCACUGCUAUGAGGAAGAAAUAUUUGGAUUUCUUCAUGACAAAGAUAUUGAAGAUGCAGGUGUUUUUUUCCGUUUUGGAAAGAUUGUUUUUAGAACAGAAGAAAAUGAUUUUGCUUUGUUCACCUGAAAUGUAGAAGAAAAAAAAAAGAAGAUACUUAAGCACUGUUUUGUUUAUUUAAACCAGCUUUUUUCUGAUUAUUACCUGCUCUACUUUGUCUCAGUAAAAGCUUCACAGAUAAGAUUACUCCAUUAAUUCACAAUUUGUUCUGUUGAAUGAUUUUCUAUACAAUAUGACUGUUAUCAUUUUAGCAUUAAGUCUUAAGAGUAAUAAAAAUGUUUUAGCUGUUUUUAUACAGCUAUUUAUAACCUUGUGACUGUACUGUAGAUGAGGCAGUAUGAUACGGCAUGUUGAGGCGGAGGAUUUGCACUGUAUGACAUGAUGAGUUGGCUGAAUACUGAGAAAUCUACUUGAUUUUCCCCAGAAAUACAGGCUGCAAGAACUCCUUUAUAGUUGCAUAGUUGAUGUACUGUAAUUAAGAUGCCUCCUCUAAUCCUUAUUAAAGCAAUCACACAAAUAGUCAAAUAAUGAUGUACAACUUUGAAAUGCUGUUAUUAUACUAAUAAAGCCGGAUCAAAUAUCA
This is a messenger RNA of Seriola aureovittata, 3173 nucleotides long. RefSeq names its product GTPase IMAP family member 8-like. The record is from RefSeq and is a predicted model, not a curated record. Gene Ontology annotation, molecular function: GTP binding. The coding region runs from base 143 to 1786 and encodes 547 amino acids. The transcript has 5 exons. Lineage: Eukaryota; Metazoa; Chordata; Actinopteri; Carangiformes; Carangidae.